GCGACGGCCUCAUCGUUACAGGUCGCCUAGAAUGAACCUGAACAAGGCCGCUCGAGUCAUCCUCUUUGGUGCCCCUGGUGUUGGCAAAGGAACACAGAGCGAGCGCUUGCUCUCGCGCUUCCCUCAACUCAACCAAAUCAGUACUGGUGAUCUACUUCGUCGAAAUGUCAAGGAUAGGACACCACUCGGCAUCAAGGUCGAGAACACCAUGAAGUCUGGCGGCCUCGUGGCUGACGAUUUAAUCCUACGACUUAUUUCCAACGAAUUUUAUACUCGUGGCUGGCUUGCUAAGAAUGGCCCUCCUAACGUUAUGACCCUUUCGUCCGAGGCAACAGCACUCGAGCAUUCUUUCAACAGCAACGCCGGUGUCGAAUCUUUUAUCAACGCACCUUUCCUCGACGGGCACAGACCAUCUGACAGCUCCAACGACCCCUCAGCUUCUUUUAUCCUCGACGGUUUCCCUCGAACAGCAUCCCAGGCCGGCCCUCUUGACAAACUUAUCCCCAUUAACUUGGUGGUCUCACUCAAGACACCCGUGUCCGUCAUCCUGGAGCGCAUUCUCGGACGUUGGGUCCAUGAACCUUCCGGUCGUGUCUACAACACCAGCUUCAAUGCGCCCAAGAUCCACGGGAUGGAUGACAUCACCGGCGAGCCCUUGAUUCAGCGCCCUGAUGACUCUGAGGAAGUUUACCGCGCCCGAUACAAGAAGUUCCAAGAGACCAGCGAGCCUGUCCUGAACCACUAUGCUCAAAAGGGCGUACUGGUUGAGAUUGAGGGCAUGAGCAGCGACGAGAUUAGCCCAAAGCUAUUUGCCGAGUUUGAGAGGCGCUUCGUCUAAAGAAAAGGAAAUACCCUAAGGCUUCAACACUUUAUGUUUUACUAUAUAUGAUUUUUUACUUCCUUCGUUUUUGUUCAGCUUUAUUUGUUUGCUUUAGGAGUUUAUCGCGGCGAGGAUGCUGCUGAUGGAGUUGCAAAAGACAGGACUGGCGAGGCAAAUGCCGACCUUGUCAGAUGGCGCCAAAUGAUGGGAGGAGUUGUUAUGGACCUGGUGACGAUUGUGUAUGGGAAUGUUUGCUUGAGCGCAUGGAAAAGCUCAUGGG
Messenger RNA from Fusarium graminearum PH-1, 1100 nucleotides. RefSeq lists its product as uncharacterized. Gene Ontology annotation, biological process: nucleobase-containing compound metabolic process. The record is from RefSeq and is a predicted model, not a curated record. Lineage: Eukaryota; Fungi; Ascomycota; Sordariomycetes; Hypocreales; Nectriaceae. Bases 32 to 838 code for a protein of 268 amino acids. Gene Ontology annotation, molecular function: ATP binding; AMP kinase activity. The transcript has 2 exons. Gene Ontology annotation, cellular component: cytoplasm; mitochondrion.